CUUUCUUCCCUCUUAUUGCUUCUCUGUGUAGUUUACCUGUCUAUCAUAAUGUCUUAAUACCACAUGCUAUGCGUCGUUAGAAGCGCCUAACCAUUACGAUGAGCUCCAAGAGACUCUUCUCCUGGCAGAAGCGUCAUUCCCAUGCGGAGCCAUACUACAAGACUGGGGGUCUCCUACCCAUCGACUCUCUGGGCAACGAGCCCAGCAACGAUCAUGAAGCGAAGGACACCCAAAGGUCACGCAGCCGCCCCUCCGACAUCUCCAUACCGGUAAUCUCUCCAGACCACGAGCAAUCCGCAUUGAGCCCCUUGUCGUCUCCAUACAAUGCCCACCGUGUCAGUUCGACGUCCACUCUCAUGGCUGUCUUCAAUGAUAUGCUGCGCUCACCGUCGUCGAGCGUGGGCGCCUGGUCAAGGUCCGCCUCCGUACAUAAGCCUCUCCCCACCAGGCCGCGCUCAGCCUCCGACCCGUCAGCUCCAGGCUUUCCCGCUGAAUUACCUGGAUCUCUUCUGCAACAUAACCAGGGUUUUCCACAUCUUGACCCUCCCAAUAUUCCGCCAAGUCGUCCCACUUCGCAAAUCAUUCGACGAGGAACCCAUCCGCCUGAUAAAUGUCUUGAAGAUGAGGGUGAGGUCUUUGACUUGCUGCACCUCUAUCCUGAGCCAUUGAAUCAUUCCAAAAGUGUUCCAAGUCUGCAUGCUGGGUAUCGAGACGGCUCGAUGAAGUCCUCACGUGCUGGGCCUGCUGCCAAUGCGAGCGCCAACAACUCGAACCCCCGUCGGGUCCACCAUAGGGAAGCGCUCAGCAGCAUCGAAUGGCAUUCGGUAGCAGAUCCAACCCCGGUCAACGAUAACAAUGCUAUCGCAUCCUUUUAUCCUGUGAUGCAGGACACUGGCCAUACGGAGUCGGACAGGUUGCGCAUGGACGCCGACAAGCUGCAACAGCCAUAUCCUAUGGUUUUUGAGCCAGGGGUCUCAGACAACUCUCUCGCAAGACGCGCAAGUCGCCGAGAUGAUCCCGGCGCCUCCCUUACACCUACACUGACAGGCUUGCGCCACAAACCUACCGAAGACCUCCACGCUGCGAUUGCCUCGCAGAAUCAGACGAUAAUAACAUUACAGUCACAAUUCGGCAGUUUGAGAUUGUCGCACGAAACUCACGUUCUGAGCCUUGCAGGAGCGCACGCUGCAGAGGUUGCGUCACUGCGAAACUACGCAAGACUAUUGGAAGAGCAACUGGCACAGCAUCCGGGUCUGCAUCACGUUGAACGGUCGUGUGUAGUUCUGAUCUAGUUAUGCAACAGACGUAACGACUUCAGCUGACGCGCAUCUAGCCUCGAGCAACAAUCACUCGUUUCUCUUGGAUACUCCCGAGAGUUCCUCUACACCCCGCUGCGAA
This is a messenger RNA of Didymella exigua CBS 183.55, 1398 nucleotides long. RefSeq lists its product as uncharacterized. The record is from RefSeq and is a predicted model, not a curated record. The transcript has 4 exons. The coding region runs from base 99 to 1292 and encodes 397 amino acids. NCBI's taxonomy places the organism in Eukaryota, Fungi, Ascomycota, Dothideomycetes, Pleosporales, Didymellaceae.